Falco peregrinus (peregrine falcon) is the source of this 1192-nucleotide messenger RNA. RefSeq names its product anti-Mullerian hormone receptor type 2 (gene AMHR2). Gene Ontology annotation, cellular component: plasma membrane; signaling receptor complex. The record is from RefSeq and is a predicted model, not a curated record. Gene Ontology annotation, molecular function: ATP binding; transforming growth factor beta receptor activity. Lineage: Eukaryota; Metazoa; Chordata; Aves; Falconiformes; Falconidae. Gene Ontology annotation, biological process: BMP signaling pathway; cellular response to growth factor stimulus; protein phosphorylation.
GGGGGGCUCUGUCCCUGUGUCCCACAUGUCCCUGUGCCAGGGCUGCGAUGGGCAAGGACCCACGCAGAGCAGCCACCCCGGGGGUGCCAGGGGGGUCGAGGCUGCCCCAGAGCCCCCCAGCCCAGACCUGCCUGCACUGCGCUUCCUGCAGGUGCUGCAGGCCGGACGCUUCUCAGCGGUGUGGCAGGGCACCCUACAGCAGCGGCCGGUGGCCAUCAAGGCCUUUGUGGCCGGGGCGGCCGAGCGCUUCCAGCCCGAGCGAGCCGUGCACGGGCUGCCCCUGAUGGAGCACGACAACGUGGCACGGCUGCUGGCACGCGGGGCGGCCGGGCCUCGUGCCCAUGGGGGGCUCCUUGUCCUCCAGCUGUACCCUGCCGGCUCCCUGCGACACUUCCUGGGGCAGCACGUGGGGACGUGGGCCGGCAGCGUGCGCCUGGCGCUCUCCCUCGCCCGCGGCCUCGCCUUCUUGCACCAGGAGCUGUGGCGCGAUGGCCUGUACAAGCCCAGUGUGGUGCACCGAGACCUGAGCAGCCAGAACGUGCUGGUGCGGGAGGACGGGACUUGUGCCAUCGGUGACUUCGGGCUGGCUCUGGCGCUGCCACCGCGCGCGCAGGCUGGCGCCCGCCAUGCCAUGCCCAUCCGCAAGGCGGGCACCCAGCGGUACCUGGCACCCGAGAUCCUGGAUGAGAGCCUGGACCUGCGGGCAUGGGGCCGGGCGCUGCGGCAAGCGGAUGUCUACGCGCUGGCACUGCUCCUCUGGGAGAUCCUCUCACGCUGCCAGGCCCUCAGCCCUGGAGCACCCGUGCCGGCAUUCCGGCUGGCGUACGAGGCGGAGCUGGGUGCCAGCCCCACGGGUGCCCAGCUCCGGCGCUUGGCCGUGGAGGAGCGGCGGCGGCCACUCAUCCCCCCCGCCUGGCACUGUGCCCCCCAGCCCGGGGGGGCGCUGCCCGAGCUGCUGGAGGACUGCUGGGACCCCGACCCCGAGGCGCGGCUCUCGGCCGAGCGGGCGCUGCAGCGGCUCCAGCGCUUGGCAGCCGCCCCCGCGCCGCCCCCCGGCGCCCCCCGGCAGGUCCUGGAGCUGCCAGCUGCCAUGUGGGACUCUGGUGCAGCACGCCUCUUGUUUUGUGCGCAUCCCCCGUUUUGCGCGCACCCUUCUCAUGCACCCCUUGCACACGCACCCCCUUGCACGUGA